CUUAAAAUUUUCGUAUAAAACGACCAAUUUCCUCAAAACAAAGUAUCACUUCACCUUCAUCCACUUCUCUGCAUACAUAGUUCCACGAGAGAGAGAACCCUUCAGGAAAAAUGGCAAACACGACGCUCUUUUUGGCAACCAUCCUCCUCGGAGUCGCCUACGUCAUGGCGGAACACGGCUGGGGUCAUGAGGCCGGAGGUCAUGGAGGUGGUGGUGGUGGUGGGGAUGUUGGAGGUCACGGAGGUCACCAUGAAGGCUGGGGAUGGUCUCACCCUAAGUACAAGUACAGCUAUGGCGUGAAGGACUCUCACACCAAGGACCACAAGGAGGCGUCCGAAUGGAGGGACGGAGAUGCCGUCAAGGGACACUACAGCCUUUUGGAGCCUGACGGUUCAUGGAGGACGGUCACCUACACCGCCGACAAGGGGGGAUUCAAGGCCCACGUUCACCGAACCCCAAAUCACCACGGAGGGUGGGAGAAACACUAAGAAACUCCUUAACCAUACAUAGAAUCUGAAAAGGAUUUGUAAUUUCUGGUCAUUUUUCCACUUUCCAUCCGGAGAGUAAAACAACGCCUUCGUAACAAACUGUACCCUCAAAUCUUACUUAUGAACCUUACUUUUGUAUGCCCUUAUUACUCAAAGAAAAGCUUAUAUUUUUAUAAAACUGUUCUAUUUUUAUAAACACGUGAAAAGAGCGAUGACGAGUUAAAAUAAAGCAAAUAUAGAAAGACAAAAAUUUA
Folsomia candida is the source of this 742-nucleotide messenger RNA. Its product is annotated as cuticle protein 8. The transcript has 4 exons. Gene Ontology annotation, cellular component: extracellular matrix. The record is from RefSeq and is a predicted model, not a curated record. The coding region runs from base 111 to 488 and encodes 125 amino acids. NCBI's taxonomy places the organism in Eukaryota, Metazoa, Arthropoda, Collembola, Entomobryomorpha, Isotomidae.